AUGCAAUCAGGGCUGGAUCUGACCGUCAAUGGAGGCUGGCGUAUGCGCGAUGAGGGUGCACCGCACUACAUCGCCAUGAUGGACCAGACGGUGUACGGCCACCAGCAGACGCUGUUCAUUCCGAUCACGCACAAGUCGGUGGAGGUGACGAUGCUGUUUGGAGAUGCUCAUGUCCGUACCGACACGUACGCAGGUGUCUCCGUACCAUUCGUAUUCAACGCCGAACUGAAGCCCCUGCGGAAUACACUGUUCCUGAUGAAGCAGAAGGAUGCUGACGAGUACGCUGGCAAUGUGGUUGGUGGUUCGGAGGAGGAUGACGUCGUUGUGUUGGAGAACCAGUUGCUGCGAGCUGAGAUCGGGAUUCCAAUGCUACUGAAGCUUUGCUAG
Phytophthora nicotianae INRA-310 is the source of this 387-nucleotide messenger RNA. RefSeq lists its product as hypothetical. The record is from RefSeq and is a predicted model, not a curated record. Bases 1 to 387 code for a protein of 128 amino acids. NCBI's taxonomy places the organism in Eukaryota, Oomycota, Peronosporomycetes, Peronosporales, Peronosporaceae. The transcript is spliced from 2 exons.